Molecule: messenger RNA, 2553 nt
Organism: Lichtheimia ornata
Lineage: Eukaryota; Fungi; Mucoromycota; Mucoromycetes; Mucorales; Lichtheimiaceae
Exons: 7
Coding region: 1-2553 (850 amino acids)
Biological process (GO): regulation of DNA-templated transcription; DNA-templated transcription
Molecular function (GO): DNA binding; DNA-binding transcription factor activity, RNA polymerase II-specific; zinc ion binding
Source: RefSeq, a predicted model, not a curated record
AUGUCGUUUGAUCGAUCUCGAUCCAACAGCAGCAACAGCACCCAUUCAACUACUUCAAAAGCACGCCGACAACGACGUCCGUUCGCCUUCAUUGCACCUGUGCCAGGAUUAGGCCCCACCGUUCAACAGCGAUCAGUAAGACGUACACGAGCAAAGCAGAGCUGUGAUUCAUGUCGACGGCGAAAAACACGUUGCAAUGCCGAUGAGACGUUUCCAUGUAGCACGUGUGUCGGUCUUGGCGUUGAAUGUCACCUUUCAGAGCAAAAACGACGAGGACCUGUACCAGUGACAUACGUUGAAGCACUUGAAGAUCGCAUCAAACGACUCGAAGAGAUGUUAACCAAUGAUGACAACAACAAACGAGAGAGCGGUGACCAUGCGAUUGAAGGUAGCAGCAGCAGUAAUGAUCAUGAAAAGGCAGUGAAAGCGAGACCAUCAGCAUCUUCAUCCACCAUCAGCAACAACGAAGCAACUUCGAAUGUGGCACGUGCAGCAUCGUCGGAUUCACUCGCCGAUGAUCUCAACAGUCUCAAAUUAUCAGAUUACAACACCACCUUGUAUAUCGGUUGUAGUGCGGGCUACUACAUGUUGGAUCAAGAGGCUUUUGUCAGUAAACGUGGAGGUCAUAUUGAUCAUCGAGAGAUUGUACAAAAAGUCAACGAUGAACAGGAUGAGCACGUCAUUAUCAAAUCGGGUGGGAGCGAACAUCAGCCAUGCCCUUCAUCCAGCCCAGCUAGUCUACGUGGUGGUUGUGGUAUUGGUGAUACUUCCGGAUCGACAUGCCAACAACGACGAUUUGAACCCUUUGCUGAUAUACCCAACAUGACAUUGGAAUUGGCAGAUUCCAUGAUUGAAUUGUACUUUCGUUAUGUUCACGUGGCAGCUCCUCUCGUCAACAAGAUUGGUUUCCUUGAACAGUACUACUUUCAAAACCCACAACCACCCGAUGAAUACCUAUUGUACACCAUUUGCGCCGUCGCUUGUCAUUUCAUGAUCAAGGAAAAGGAUCUCAACACAAGAUACAAGAUCACCGUGGAUACCAUUCGCUCAUUACAUCAAUGCUUCCAAGCAAGAGCACAAAAGUUACUCGAGACUGUUUUUCGACGAUCCAAACUUUCCACCGUAUCGGCCCUGGUACUAUUGGCUUCAUUUGUUAACAUGUCUCAGGAUGAGGAUGAUGAUCGAUUACAAUGGUUUAUGUGUGGAACAGCUCAAGAUCUGGGACUUCAUCGUAGUUCGGCAAGGUGGCGCCUUCCUGAGCAUGAAAUUGAGUUACGCCGACGUAUAUGGUAUUGUGCCUACAUUCUAGACCGUGAGAUUUCUGCCGAGUUGGGACGACCGUUGACCAUUUUGGAGGAUGACUAUGAUGUGGAGCUACCAUCGCCUUAUGAGACACCUUGCAGUUAUGGAAGCCAUACGAGGGACGUGGAUGAGAAUGAGCCGAUCCCAAGCCUUCUUUUGGAAGCAUAUGAAGAUUUACGUGAGCGACGUCCAAUUUACAGCUUGUUUAUUUGUUACAUGCCUCUUUCUCGAAUCCUUGGACAAAUUCUGGGCUACUUUUAUUCUGCCAAGGUGCAACCCAGUGAGCGGAAUGACAAGAUUGAUGUUGCCAAACGACUGUCACAUGAGAUGGAUGAGUGGGCAAGGGAUGCACAAGAUCGAUUGGAGCAUUAUCCUGUCACUGCGGCCCCAGAUAGUUACCCCACCAAAGAUGAAUUCUUGAACAUGUAUUAUCAUUGUCUUAAGCUUUUGAUCUAUCGCUCGUUUAUUUCGGAUCGAGAUACGUUCAAUAUCGACUUUGCAUUACACGCCCUCAGUGCAUGUAUGACAUCAGCCAUUGCCAUUGUGGAUGGUGUCGAGAGGAUGGAAGCUAUUGGACCUACAGGCAUGCCAUGGAAUUUUAUAUGCUAUGCUAUUUUCCAAUCAGCCAUCAUGUUCUUAUUCAAUGUCAAGGGUGAAGAUGAGUUUUUACGGCAAUUGGGAGCCAAAAACCUUGCACGUUGUGCCAACAUUUAUGCAAGAGAUGAUGAAUUACGUGGGAGUCGACCUGCACAAGUGCUCAUGUCAUUGGCAGCCAAAUAUUCAGUUCCAGUGGAUACAAGUAGUGAAGGCUCAUUUAUGAACAUGAUGAACAGCGGUAGCCUAGCAACGUCGACGCCAACAGUGUUUCCUGCAACACCAUCACCAUCGCCCUCAUUACUUGUCAAUGGUGCCACGACACGAGCUAGUCAAAGCCCUGAUUCAAACGUGGUGUAUGUAGAUGUACCUGUGCAACAACAACCGUAUGCAGCAUCUAAUGCAAUCAACAUGCACGCGCCUCCUCCUCCUCCUCCAUCCAUGAGUGAAUUUAAUUCACAACAAGCUCCCAUGGUGAUGAAUUCAGCAGCGCCACAAUCCUCCAUUCCCAUGACUCCUGGUACAGCAGCAGCAGUUCCUAUGAGCGAUGUGCAAUUUGAUAUUUCUGGUUUAUCAUCCGAGUUGUCUCUUUGGGAAUUCCCAACAGCCAUUACGUGGAACGAAUGGAAUCCAUAUUUGCAUGAACAACAGCAGUAG